Messenger RNA from Pteropus alecto (black flying fox), 4524 nucleotides. RefSeq names its product phosphorylase kinase regulatory subunit alpha 2 (gene PHKA2). The transcript is spliced from 31 exons. NCBI's taxonomy places the organism in Eukaryota, Metazoa, Chordata, Mammalia, Chiroptera, Pteropodidae. Gene Ontology annotation, cellular component: phosphorylase kinase complex. Gene Ontology annotation, molecular function: calmodulin binding. The record is from RefSeq and is a predicted model, not a curated record. The coding region runs from base 399 to 4025 and encodes 1208 amino acids. Gene Ontology annotation, biological process: glycogen metabolic process.
AGGAUGGGAUAGAGUUGGUGGCCCGCCCCUGGGCCUCUUCGCGACCGCCGGAAGACAAAAAAGGCUCGGCGUGGGUAUCGUCGCCCCACGCCCGGAACCCGGUCGCACUGCUUCUUCUGCCGGGGCGCCCGGGACCCCGUCAAGGCGAGGCUGCCCGAGCGCCAGCACCUGUCUCCGCCUCCUCGCCUUGCAGCCGUGCGAAACUCUGGUUGGCUUGUUUUCCAAUCAUACUUUGGUUCUAUCAUUUUUUAAGUCCAGACCUACGACCGCCCAGCUCCAUCACGAAAACUGUCUGACGCCGUGAGUGUUUGGGAACCAGGCCCGUUUGGCUUCCGCAGCCCGGGCGUCCCACCUCCGCGCAGUAGGUCGGGCACCACGGCCCCGGGAACAUCACGGAGAUGAGGAGCAGGAGCAAUUCCGGAGUCCGCUUGGACGGUUACGCGCGGCUGGUGCAGCAAACCAUCCUGUGCUACCAGAAUCCCGUCACAGGGCUGCUGUCUGCCAGUCAUGAACAGAAGGACGCCUGGGUGCGGGAUAACAUCUACAGCAUCCUGGCCGUGUGGGGCCUGGGUAUGGCCUACCGCAAGAAUGCCGACCGUGACGAGGACAAGGCCAAGGCCUAUGAGCUGGAGCAGAAUGUGGUGAAACUCAUGCGGGGUCUUCUCCAGUGCAUGAUGAGACAGGUGGAUAAAGUGGAGAAGUUCAAGCAUACACAAAGUACCAAAGACAGCCUGCAUGCCAAGUACAACACUGCCACCUGCAGCACCGUGGUGGGUGACGACCAGUGGGGCCAUCUCCAGGUGGAUGCCACCUCCCUCUUCCUUCUGUUCCUGGCCCAGAUGACUGCUUCUGGUUUACGUAUUAUCUUCACCCUCGAUGAAGUAGCCUUCAUACAAAAUCUUGUUUUUUACAUAGAAGCUGCAUAUAAAGUAGCUGAUUAUGGAAUGUGGGAACGUGGCGAUAAGACCAAUCAGGGCAUUCCAGAAUUGAAUGCAAGCUCUGUAGGAAUGGCCAAGGCAGCACUUGAGGCAAUUGAUGAACUGGAUCUUUUUGGGGCCCAUGGAGGACGCAAGUCAGUGAUCCAUGUCCUGCCUGAUGAGGUCGAACACUGCCAGUCGAUUCUGUUCUCCAUGCUGCCAAGAGCAUCGACAUCUAAAGAGAUUGACGCUGGACUGCUUUCUAUUAUUUCUUUCCCGGCCUUUGCAGUAGAAGAUGUGAACCUUGUGAAUGUGACCAAAAAUGAAAUUAUUUCCAAGCUCCAGGGGCGUUAUGGAUGCUGUCGCUUCCUUCGAGAUGGUUAUAAAACCCCAAGAGAGGACCCAAACCGCCUGCAUUAUGACCCUGCUGAGCUCAAGCUCUUCGAAAACAUUGAAUGCGAAUGGCCCGUGUUCUGGACGUAUUUCAUAAUAGAUGGGGUCUUCAACGGUGAUGCCGUUCAGGUCCAAGAAUACCGAGAGGCCCUGGAGGGAAUAUUGAUCAGGGGCAAGAACGGGAUCCACCUGCUGCCAGAACUCUAUGCCAUCCCACCUAACAAGGUAGAUGAAGAGUAUAAGAAUCCUCACACGGUGGACAGAAUUCCUCUGGGGAAGCUGCCCCAUCUGUGGGGUCAGUCCUUGUACAUCCUCAGCUCGCUGUUGGCAGAGGGAUUUCUUGCCACUGGUGAAAUUGAUCCCUUAAAUAGAAGAUUUUCCACCUCCGUCAAACCUGAUGUCGUAGUACAAGUUACUGUUCUGGCAGAAAACAACCACAUUAAAGAGUUGUUGAAGAAGCAUGGGAUGGAUGUCCAGAGUAUUGCUGACAUUCACCCAAUCCGAGUCCAACCAGGCCGGAUCCUCAGUCACAUAUAUGCUAAGCUUGGACGGAAUAAGAAUAUGAAAUUGAGUGGGCGACCAUAUCGGCACAUCGGCGUCCUUGGAACAUCUAAACUAUAUGUGAUUAGGAACCAAAUCUUUACUUUCACACCCCAGUUCACCGACCAGCAUCACUUCUACCUAGCCCUGGACAACGAGAUGAUCGUGGAGAUGCUGAGAAUCGAACUGGCCUACCUGUGCACCUGCUGGAGGAUGACGGGCAGACCCACGCUCACCUUCCCCAUCACCAACACCAUGCUCAUAAAUGAUGGCUCAGACAUUCAUUCUGCAGUGCUUUCUACAAUUAGAAAACUAGAGGAUGGAUAUUUUGGAGGAGCUAGAGUAAAAUUAGGGAGCCUUUCGGAAUUUCUCACCACAUCUUUCUACACGUAUCUGACCUUCCUUGAUCCAGACUGCGAUGAGAAGUUGUUUGAUGAUGACAGCGAAGAGAACUUCAGUCCUGAUAGUGACUCAGAGCUGGGAGGAUAUUUGGAAGACACCUACAAUCAAGAAAGCCAGGAUGAACUUGACCAGUAUAUCAAUCACCUCCUGCAGAGCACAUCCUCGAAGUGCUAUCUGCCCCCUCUUUGUAAGAAGACUUCGGAAGACAGCCAUGUUUUCAGUGCCAUCCACUCCACUCGGGAUAUACUUUCCUUAAUGGCGAAAGCAAAGGGUUUGGAAUUUCCAUUUGUUCCCAUGACUCUGCCAACUAAAGUUCUAAGUGCCCACCGUAAAUCACUAAAUCUUGUUGAUUCUCCUCAGCCACUCCUAAAAAAGACCCCUGAAGAUGAAUUCAAGUGGCCCAGAGAUGACCAUGGUGACGUAGACUGUGAGAAGCUGGUCGAGCAGCUGAAAGACUGUUCGAACCUACAGGACCAAGCUGACAUUCUAUACAUUCUGUAUGUGGUAAGGGGCCCCGACUGGGACACAAAUCUUUCCGGACAGCAUAGGGUGACCGUUCACAACCUCCUCAGCGAGCUCUAUGGGAAAGCCGGCCUGAACCAGGAGUGGGGUUUGAUUCGCUACAUCUCUGGCCUGCUCAGGAAGAAAGUAGAGGUGCUGGCUGAGGCCUGCACAGACCUGCUGUCACACCAGAAGCAGCUCACAGUGGGCUUACCUCCAGAGCCCCGGGAGAAAAUCAUCUCUGCGCCUCUUCCCCCCGAGGAGCUCACUGAACUCAUCUACGAAGCCAGCGGGCAGGACAUCAGCAUCGCCGUUCUCACACAGGAGAUUGUGGUCUACCUGGCCAUGUACGUCAGGGCACAGCCCAGCCUCUUCGUGGAGAUGCUCAGGCUCCGGAUCGGACUGAUCAUUCAAGUGAUGGCCACGGAGCUGGCACGGAGCCUGAACUGUUCAGGAGAGGAGGCUUCUGAAAGUUUGAUGAACCUCAGCCCUUUUGAUAUGAAGAAUCUCCUGCACCAUAUUCUUAGUGGAAAAGAGUUUGGCGUUGAAAGAAGCGUGCGGCCUAUCCAUUCCUCUACAUCCAGCCCUGCCAUCUCCAUCCAUGAGGUGGGACAUACUGGAGUCACCAAAACGGAGAGGAGUGGCAUUAACAGGCUGAGAAGUGAGAUGAAACAGAGGUCCAGCACCCCAUCCUCGCCCACUGGCACAUCGUCAUCAGACUCAGGCGGUCAUCACAUUGGCUGGGGGGAGCGGCAGGGUCAGUGGCUGCGCAGGAGAAGGCUGGACGGGGCUAUCAACAGGGUACCCGUGGGAUUCUACCAGAAGGUGUGGAAGAUCCUUCAGAAGUGCCAUGGUCUUUCCAUCGAUGGUUACGUGCUCCCAUCCUCAACAACGCAAGAGAUGACCCCACAGGAGAUCAAGUUUGCUGUCCACGUGGAGUCGGUGCUCAACCGAGUGCCCCAGCCCGAGUACCGACAGCUGCUGGUGGAGGCCAUCAUGGUGCUGACGCUGCUCUCAAGCACGGAGAUGAACAGCAUCGGCGGCAUCAUUCACGUGGACCAGAUUGUGCAGACGGCCAACCAGCUGUUCCUGCAGGACCAGAUGUCAAUUGGAGCCAUGGACACCCUGGAGAAAGACCAAGCCACGGGCAUUUGCCACUUCUUUUACGACAGCGCUCCGAGUGGGGCUUAUGGGACAAUGACCUACCUAACAAAGGCAGUGGCUUCUCAUUUGCAGGAAUUGCUGCCCAAUUCAGGCUGCCAGAUGCAAUAGUGCCUCAGCGCUCCGAGUCUGUCACCUGCCCCCUUGCCUCAUUGGAAACUUCCUUCUGUUCCCCAGAACCCCCUGUGCUGUCACAAAAGCAUGUCCUAUCAGAAACGCUGGCAAGGAGGAAAUGGCAGUGACUGACCUGAAACCAGUAUGUAUCCAAGCCACAGAAAGAGCCAAAGAAUCCUGCGCUCCCCCACGGAGUGGCAAGGGAUCAUUGUCUGGGUUCAUUUUGCUAGGACAUUUGUCACAGCAUCUGGUCUCCUGGAGCCUGAGGAGGAAGGAAUUGGAAACUGGUCUCUUUUGAGCGCAGAGUGAACUGAGAAGCCAGCUUAAAUUGGCUCUCACAUACAGUUACAAAAAUAGGUUCGAUGAGCUAGUGCACAUCUUAACGAUCCUCCAGCAGCAGUAGUUAGACGAGCGGCCCUUGACAAGGGGAGCAUCUUAACAGGAUGCAGUCUGUGGACCUGUUUACCAAAUAGAACAAGUCUGUCUCUCCGUGGAA